Molecule: messenger RNA, 4210 nt
Organism: Haliotis rufescens (red abalone)
Lineage: Eukaryota; Metazoa; Mollusca; Gastropoda; Lepetellida; Haliotidae
Product: protein shisa-4-like
Exons: 3
Coding region: 90-623 (177 amino acids)
Source: RefSeq, a predicted model, not a curated record
UUGUUGCCAAGCAACGACCUGAUCGUCUAUAGCCAACACAACCCUCUCCGUCACUUCCGGCACUGACGGACAUUUUGAACAGGAACAAAAUGGUGACAUCUUGGAUAAUAACAUUUCUUUUAUUCUAUAUACAAGACCUCGUCCUGGGUCUUGGCGAAGAGUCAUGCUUCUCCAAGAUAAAGGGACAUUCCUACAACUGUGAGUAUGGCUGCUGCGGCAGCACCAACGACCAGAAAUGUUGUGACCCACUUUCCAUGAUAGUCGGCAUCGGCAUCGGGUGCGUCAUCCUUGUUGCCACCAUCAUUGCAAUCAUCGUCUGCUGCAUCAAACAGCAGACACGCAACAGGCGCCGUCUCCAGCCCAGACAGAACGAACAGGUCAACAUUGUGUCACAAGCGAAAGGCCCACCCGCCUACCCGGGACACCCCUACGCAGAUUACUACAGUGACGGCUACAAGGGACCGAUUCCACGCCCACCCCCGGGGUACCAGCCUAACCCCAACUACCCCCCUCCGAUGUACGUCCCCCCAGAACAACAGCUUCUCUAUGGCGCCCAGGGAGGGAAGGUCCAGCCCCUUGCUGAUUCGGGGGUGACCCCUCCACCUCCCUACACUUCAAACUGAAGCCCCAGAUCACCAUCUUCGACCAACGUAAACAACAAAACGUAAACAACAAAAUGUGAACUGGAUGUUUCGGAUUUCAGAAUUUAACGAUUUGUAGGAGAUGAUGGAUUUUUGUCACGAUUUAUCUUUCAUGGCAUUCGAGAAUAAAAUCUUUGAAAACUCAAAAAUGUAAAUAAUUUAAAAUGCCCAUUUAUCAUUAGUCUGGACAAUGAGUUAAAUGACUUCAUGUUAGAAGUUUUUUAAAACCUGACAUUGAACCUACCUAUAUAAAAAUUUUAAAAAACAUCGAAAACUAAAACAAAUUUAAUAUCCUUUCAGACAAAUUGCUGAUUAUUUAAACUGCUGUAUUGGGAAACUACUUAUAUUUCAGGUGUCUUUGCCUACCGGGGCCUUCAGAUGUAUAUUUUUAUGAGAUUAUGUACAUUUUUCUUGCUUUUAUAUAGUAUAAUUAUGUGUUUAUCCUUUUGUAUAUAUGAUACAUUGUUUGUGAACCUUUUUUUCAAAUGUGACUUGAAAACUGCUGUUUUGUAUGUUCUAAAACUUUCAUUCAACUUUCAGUAGUAUGUCGUGACUUUCAAAUGUGACCAUGUACAAUUUCACUUAAACGUUUCCUGUAAUAAUGACCGUACCCCGAGACAAUAGUGUGAUAGGCCAUCCAGAUGAUUUUGAUCUCAUUUCUGCUAUGUUGAAUUCUCGGCAUUCGAUCUAGACCGGGCGAAUCGAAGCUGAUCAAUUAUUUAUAUUCAAACUGACAAUUGCAUGUAUUGAUCCUUCCUUUGGAACGAAACAUUUGAUCUAUAUUUCUACCGAGAAAUCUACAUGCUUUGUUAAAGAGAGUGUGUAUACAGCCAUGCGAUGAUGGCCAGUAUAAAAGAAACCAAUAGAAAGCGUGUGUUGAUAUUGCGAGUUUAUAUCCCGGAACCCGUCUCGUGAUCACGUAUAUCCGGAGAUCAGGAUUGGCUGCUUUGUGCUUCGCCGUCGGGCGGAACAAAGGAUCAACGAUCAAUCUAUACCCCAAUUACCAUCCGGUAUAUCAACUUGUGGAAUAUUUUAAUUGGGAAGUUGAAUUCAGGAAUAUAAAACAUUGUGAUACAGUAAAUGGUCGACUGCUAGGUUUAGGUAGGGGUCGAUAUUUGAAAAUAUUUAUUUGAAAAAUAUCAUCUGUUUCCGAAUAUGAUGGAACAUUUUACCCCGAAAGUAAACCGGACAUGUUGGAUGUUCUAAAUUAAAAAAUUGUGUGGCUCCUAAUUUCAAAUACAAAAAUGUAUGCUAAGCAGCAUUGACAGAAAAUAUAAUCUGUCUCCAGCGAAAAUCCUAGUCCCAGUGGUCUGUCUCUGAGCUUAAUUGAAACUGCUUGGAUCACUAUGGGAAUGAGGUGAGGGUGGAUGAGAAGAUGGCGUUGGUAUUUAGCUGGUAUCGGGUGAUGAAUUGGUAAAUUCAGGAAUAGAGUUUGGUUGUAAGGGCCGUUCCAGAAUUAUGAAAACGGGUAUCAAAAUUAGAAUUUUAGAAUGUAUUUCUUAGUUUGGGUGGAAAAAUAUUUAAUGUAUUUUAAUUUCAUUUGAGUAUUUAUUGGACAUGCUCCCUCGGCCUCACAAAGGCAGGGGACUGAUCACCGAACACCAGCACUCGAGUAACCAUCAGGGAGCCAGUAUGUCGACCACAAGGCCAUGAAAAUGUGGACAAAGUUCUCAGAUGAUCGAUGGGGCAACGUCCACUUGUUUCCAUACAUAUACUCGAUACAACAUCCACGGGUGUAUUUGAACGAAAGGCUUUAUUCUUUUCCGAUUAGGUCUCUAGAUAUUUACAAAUAAUACCCCCAUGUUACACCACCUCGCCGACCACGACGUCUCUACUGCUGAUACUGUGUAUAUGGUAUUUACUGUCAUUUUCUGUGUGCAUUGGUGGAUUUACAACUUGCAAUGUGAACAAAUAUUCUGUGAUAUUUAUAAACAUUUGAAUCGUGUUUACUGUCAUAUUAUUUUUGUGAUUAACUUAGAGAACUGUGUAACAUGUGUGUGUGUUUAAUAUUUAGCAACAUAUGUACGUGUAUUAGAGUUAAUGAUGCUGACAUAAGUCACACAACAUCGAUACAUAUAUUGAACUAAAAUCUAUUAUAUUGAACAUAAAUCUAUGAUAUUUAAAUAAUACGCCACAUUAUAAAAUAUUAAUGAAACAAAUACUAAGUUAAUGUUUUUUCAUUUUCGAUAAUUCGGGAUAUUAUAUCCACAUUCUAUGAUAAUAGAGUGGAGAUAUACUACUCAAAAGAAGUUAAGAACCAUCCUAUUCUUUCAUGUUAUUACAGUUAAUCUGUCAUGGUAUGACAGUGACGAUGCUGCCAUGCUGGCUUGACAGGUUGACUGUAGUACUAUGAAAGAAUCCGGUGGUUCUUAACAUGUUUUAGUAGUAUAUAUUACCCUGGAUAAUCGGGGAGGGUUGAAAGAUAAACGAAAUAAGUACUAUGUUGAGACCUAUUUGGAACUGCUAAACGAUUGGUCCAAUCAAUGAAAUGCAAUUCAAUUAGAUAUUAGUGUGUGUCCGACGAUCGUUUACAGAACGUGUAUAUUGUAUAGCAUUUUGAAUUAAAUAUCUUCUUCAUUCAAUUCUAUUUCAACUGAUUUUCCACAUAGUAGAUAUAGACAACCUCCACACCCAAAGUCCCGUGUCUCUCUCGUCAUCUUCAUCGGCAUCUUCUUUAUCGUUCUUGGAGAGACACACAUGUAGAACUAGCGACAUUGCUGUGGUGAGUGUCACUAUCUACUUGUUCUUCAUCCGAAGUUUGUCAAACGAAAGUUCCCGAAAAGUAUUGCUUGAUUAUACUGAUACAUAUUUUACCUUUGAUUUAAGUUCAUUACUCCUUUUCAGGAGAACGCUGAUUGGCCAGUAACUCCGAAACCUUCCAUGGCGCACAGACAAAUUAAUAAAUACAAAUUACUUGAAUAAUUCUGAAAGUUUGUCAGUUCGACUUUUAAAAAUGAUAUGUCCGUAACUAUUCAACUGUCAGUUAAACCCAGUAACAUUUUCUUAUUGCGUAUCAGAAGUGCCUUCCUAUAAUAACAGUACUUUGGGACAAAGACGGUCCAGUGCAUGGUCUGGGGCGCGGCAUCACGCUGUGCAGAGUUGCGUCCCUUAUCCAGGCCGUGAUCCGCUGAUCGUGGGUUUGAAUCCCAGAUUUGUCCCGAUUUUGAUCAUGUCGGAACCAUGAAUUUUCCUCGCACUAGACGACAUGACGAAAGAACGGAAUUAGCGAGACUUCUCUGUCUGCUUUGCUAAAAACCGCCCUGAUGGUGCUGGAAUAUUGUCCAAAGCGGCGUAAAACAUCACUCACUCACCCAUUUGCCAGUUUACGUAUGUUAGAUACUGUAAGGCCCACCAAUGUUUUACAUCUACAUGAAUCUAUAUGUACAUCUGUCCUUGUGGGAUAUACAGUGAAACAUAUCUUACCAAUAUCAGAAAACCAUUCAUCUGGUACUAAAAGAAUAUAAAUAACAAUAACAUUAAGUUAAUCUGCUUCUUCGGCUGUUUUCGUGUUGGACUUUAGACUCCAUGGACUUGUACAGAAAUCUCGUAUUAAAACUUCACUUUCAACA